UCCAGUCACCCCUGUCAUCCAGUGUGAAAUGGACUAUUCCUGAACUUUCCAUCGGAGUUCGCAAAGUGACGGAGAAGAGAGCAGGUGGAUGAAAACGGGAAGGCAAACUGUCUGAAUAUUGUAGAUAGUUUGUAGAUUUAGAUACAUAGUCCAAAUUAGAGGAGUUCUAUCGAUUGUGCGUGUGCGUGCAUCACAACGGGGCUGACAGGAGCCAGUUUCUUCAGUGUGUUUGAGGGAGCACAGGAGAAACUUUGGUGCUGAAUUAAUUCAUUUUUUGGGCAAACAAAGUGAUGGAAAACUGUCUGACACUUAUUUUUUUGUCUUCACUGGUUACACUCAUCACUGCUAACAGUGUGAAUGUGAGGCUGGUGAAUGGUGACAGUCGCUGUGCUGGACGAGUGGAGGUUCUUCAUGAUGGUCAGUGGGGAACAGUGUGUCAUUAUUCCUGGGAUCUGACUGAUGCUGCAGUGGUGUGUAGAGAGAUGAGCUGUGGAGAGGCUUUACAAUCACCAGGAAUUUCUUACUUUGGACGAGGAUCAGGAAAAAUCUGGAUGGAUAGAGUGCAGUGUAAUGGAUCAGAGUCUACACUGAAGGACUGUAGAUCAAGAGGAUGGGGUAAACAUGAUAGCGGCUGUGCCUAUCAUAAUUAUGAUGCUGGAGUCAGAUGCUCAGAAACCAUAAACUAUGGACGAUUUACAAGACUUGCUGAUGGACCUCACCUGUGCUCCGGGAGGUUAGAGGUGCUUUAUGGGAACACGUGGUACUCAGUGUGUGACGCUGCCUUUGACCAGAAGGAUGCAGAGGUUGUGUGUAGAGAGCUGGACUGUGGGGCUCCUGUACAGGUGCUGGGAGCAGCUGCUUUUGGUAAAGGAGACGCUCAGAUGUGGAAACAAGAGAUUCAGUGCAGAGGAAAUGAAUCACACAUUCGAUCGUGUCCAACUUCAAAUGACAUAAAGUGCUCUCAAGACAACAACGUGGGACUGAUAUGUUCUGGUUACACUGAUCUCAGGCUUGUAAACGGUCCUGACAUCUGUUCUGGUCGAGUUGAACGUCAGUUCCUCAAUGAGUGGGGCACAGUGUGUGAUGCAUGCUGGGAUAUGAGAGCUGCCAGUGUCCUCUGUAGACAG
Molecule: messenger RNA, 1127 nt
Organism: Carassius auratus (goldfish)
Lineage: Eukaryota; Metazoa; Chordata; Actinopteri; Cypriniformes; Cyprinidae
Product: deleted in malignant brain tumors 1 protein-like
Exons: 5
Cellular component (GO): membrane
Source: RefSeq, a predicted model, not a curated record